Messenger RNA from Zea mays, 1463 nucleotides. RefSeq lists its product as uncharacterized. Gene Ontology annotation, cellular component: nuclear cap binding complex. The record is from RefSeq and is a predicted model, not a curated record. The transcript has 7 exons. Gene Ontology annotation, biological process: mRNA cis splicing, via spliceosome. The coding region runs from base 116 to 856 and encodes 246 amino acids. NCBI's taxonomy places the organism in Eukaryota, Viridiplantae, Streptophyta, Magnoliopsida, Poales, Poaceae. Gene Ontology annotation, molecular function: RNA cap binding.
GCAAUAAAAAAAAAUUGCCCACGCCCGACUCUUCUUCACUCGAGCCAAACCCCCUCAACUCAACUGCUGAACGCAGAGUUCGAUCUAGCACGCGCAGCGGCGGCCGCCGCCCACAAUGGCGUCCCUUUUCAAGGACCCGAGCAAGCUCUCAGCGUACAGGGACCGCCGAUUCAAGGGCACACAGGAGGAGUAUGAGGCAACGCUGCAUGCGUCGACAACGCUGUACAUUGGGAAUAUGUCCUUCUACACCACGGAGGAGCAGGCCUACGAGCUCUUCUCCCGCGCUGGCGAGAUCAAGAAGAUCAUCAUGGGGCUCGACAAGAACUCUAAGACCCCAUGCGGUUUCUGCUUCGUACUGUACUACUCCAGGGAGGAUGCUGAAGAUGCUGUCAAAUACAUCAGUGGAACGAUGCUUGACGAUCGUCCAAUCCGUGUUGAUUUCGAUUGGGGCUUUGAAGAAGGCAGGCAAUGGGGCCGUGGACGAAGUGGUGGACAAGUGAGAGAUGAGUACCGUACAGAUUAUGAUCCUGGUAGAGGUGGUUACGGUAAGAUGGUUCAGAGGGAACUAGAAGCACAAAGAGAACUAGUUGACUAUGGUGGAUCUUUCCAACCAAAUGCACCACCUCCCUAUGAGAGAGGUGAGCGGAAGAGAGGAUACGGGGACUCUCAUAGGAAUGACAGAGGAGAUUACCAGCGGAAACGCUACCGGAGCAGCGAUGACCGGUCAGCACCAGAGGAGUCCAAGAGAGCGCCCGACUCUGAUCCAGCGGUAUUAGCAAUGCUCCUUGUCAGGAGACUCACUGUUUCACUCUCUAUCCCACUCCCUAUUUCAAAUUUCACUCUAAAGACAGUAUAAUCUAGAGUGCAAAACAGUACUUUACGCGACAGUUCAUAUGACCUACUGGAGAUGGCCUUAUGCCAUGGCCCCUUAUUAUGCCUUGUUGACCUGACCAGAGAGGUAUUCAUAAACAGUCGACGUUUCAUUUACAGGAGAAGAAUCCUAGAUUUCGCGAGAAAGGUGACUCUGAUGAAGAAGAGGAUGACUACGACAAGAGACGUCGUCGCUAAAGCUGUGUGGAACAGUCGUUGCUACAUGCAGCUGUUCUGGUGUCCAGUCGCUGCAGAAGAGUCCACAGCGAGCAGCAGUAUCCGGAUUUCGCCCUGCUGUGCCUGUACUGUUCCUCCUUUUCGGGCUAGUUUGGAGCCACAAAACUAGAGCAGAUUGGAGGGGCCAAAAUACACUUCUUAUUCAAAAUUUGAAUAAUAAGUGGAUUUUUGUUUCUCCAAUCCCUUCCGGUUUUAUGGCUCCCAAACUAGUCCAUCUAGUGCGUCGGUUUUACAUGUGGUUCAAGUGGGGUACUGUGUGCUAACAGAUACAACAACGAGGCUUGUCUGUAUGUCUGCUGACACUAGAGACCAAUGCAUAUAAUGAUUCUAAUUUAGGCCCCGUUUGAUGAUUCUAA